CUGUGUGAGGCAAGACGCCAAAUUCGUCCAAAUACGAAGUCUUGCCGAAUCAUCAUGAUCGUGGUAUAUUCAAAGCCUCACUCUGGCAUCGUGAUGCUCCCUACGAAUCACCCUCAUCUCUUCAGCCCCGAUAGCUAGCACUAUGGAGAAGCUUCGAGUUCCUGACAAUGAAGAGGCCUACUGCCGCUAUCCGGAACAAAGCAUAUACGAAUUCACGCCCCUGCCAUACAACCUCAUUCCUUCGGCCUCACAAGAGGACGUACGUGACCCGCCAGAUUUCAUCGCCAGUGCUGUUCGCAAGGCAAAGGACACGAAAGUCAAUCCGCUUUGCACGUGGUUGGGAGAACCUCCGAUUUACGUGAAUACUGGGUUAAUGCUUCCUGGGCAGGCCUACAAAGACAUAGAGCUCAAGGGUUACGUGGCUCCGCCUCCGUUAGGCGAACUGCUCGGGUGCGAUCUGACCAUUCUCGAGCAGAUCAAUCCGAAUGGCAAUCAUGCCAUGUUUCGUGUCCGGGUUGGCUCAGAAGAGCGGUUGUUGAAGACGUUCCUCGAUGAUUCAGAUUACGACGACGACGACGACGAGACAGAGUCCACCAUGGAUCAAUUUCUCGCGGAGCGGGAUGCUUACGCUCAUCUGAUCCACUACGGCGCAUGCGAUGCUGGUGUCGUGCCCCGUUGUUAUGGCUGGCUGCGUCUUUCGAAAGAGGUCACUGAUUUCGUGGCUGGUCAUUCAAGUUAUCGUUGCUGGGGUCCGUUCAUUAGGCGACAACCUCUCGGAAUUCUUCUUGAAUAUUUCCCCGAUACAAGCUGCGUUUCUUUCAACAACAUCACGUUUGCUCUUGCGCAGACUGCAAUGAAAGCAAUGUGUCGCAUUCAUCAAGCUUACGUCCUCCACGGCGAUCUUGCUAGUCGUAAUUGUCUGCUUCUCCCAAGUGGCCGGAUUGUCUGGGUCGACUUUGACCACUCUAGCAAUCCCAGUAGCAAGAAGCCUGUGAAACGGCUUGAGCUUUGGCUGGAGAUCGCUCAAGCUUGGGGGUUGUUCUAUGGAUGUUUGGUAAGUGAUCUAUCGAUAAAUCAGAGAAACCUGACAUUGAUCAAUACAUUUGGUUCGCAGUUGCCUGACAUGCGAAUUGGAUACCAAUCGCGUUCGUACUGAGUGUUAGAUUUGCCACUGUCUAAAUGUAGUCUUGUAAAAGAUAUUCCAUGAAUAUAUAUCGUCUGUUUUUCGCCGGUGUGGAAGGAUGAUCCAGACUGGAUCUUGUAGGAUGAACUUGAUCAUACUGAUCGACCGAAGUGAUCGAAAGACCUUGGGGAGAGAGGAAGUGAUGAAGGAAAUCGAGACGAAAAGGUACAUCAAGUAGAUUGCAGAAUGGGAGUCAUGGUUGGCAAGAUCGGUAAGGUGAGGACAUGUUCGUAAUGGAAGUUUGUACAUACCACGAUUCUAUUAAAUCAAUGCUGCAAAU
Molecule: messenger RNA, 1463 nt
Organism: Somion occarium
Lineage: Eukaryota; Fungi; Basidiomycota; Agaricomycetes; Polyporales; Cerrenaceae
Source: the annotation of a GenBank genome assembly